GUGGGCUCAUUUUACCAUGCAAGUUUCAUUUUGCCGACUCCGUACACACCAGUGGUGUUUCCUGCUUUUCAACGCAAUACUCUUCCAUGCUUUACUUUUUGGGGCAGACUUUGUAGAGGAAUACCUUCUGCAGUCCUCACCAGCAACGUACACGGACGCCAAGGUGCUGGAGCUUAGGGAGCGUGCCAGGAAGUUAGACAUGGAACCCAUGAAAGAGAACAUAUCCAUGCACUUUGCCAUCAAGGGUCCAGAUAUAUGUGUCACCAGUGAUGUAUUUCUGCUCUCAAUGGUCUUCAGUAAUCCAGCCAAUGGCACCAGAAGGGCCCAGAUUAGACAGACAUGGGCCAAUCUGACUGAUGUCAAGGGACUGUUAGUGCUCACCUUAUUUGUUCUUGGAACUAGCGAUUCAAAUGACAUCCAAGCCAACGUGAUUGCGGAAUCACACCAACAUAAGGACAUCAUUCAAGGCAAAUUUAAUGAUUGUGAUGGAAAUCUUAUUUUAAAGAUGAAGCUGAUGCUGGAAUGGGUAGUCACAUUUUGCCCUUUUGCACGUUUUAUCAUCAAAAGUGAUGAGGAUAUGUUUGUCAACUACAAAAGUUUGGUUGAAUAUCUGUUGGGUUUGAAGCGGCACCCAGAUGACCUCUAUAUUGGCCGAGUCAUCCAUCAGGAAAUGCCAGACAGGAAUGCUCAAAGCAAAGACUUCAUACCUCUCAGUCAGUACUCAGAGAAAUAUUACCCUGACUACUGCUCUGGGGCUGCUUUUGUCAUUUCCCAAGAUGUUGCUCGAAAAAUAUUUGUGGCCUCCACUGAGACAAAUCUGGCUGUACCAUACGCUAUGUUUGUUGGCAUCUGUGCCAAGAAAGCAGGUGUGGUUCCGACUCACAGCUCUAGAUUUUCUGGAGAGAAACACAUCCGAUAUAAUAGAUGCUGCUACAGCUUCAUGUUCACCUCUGCUCAAAUGCAGCUUGAGGAACUGCCCACAAUCUGGAAUGAAGUCAGGGAGGGCAAAGCAUGCAGCUUGUUGGAGACCUACUCUGGGCUGGUGUCCUGCAAGGCCUUGACCUACUUAGACCGCUUCUCCUUCUUCGGCACAGGGAAAAUGAAUGAGAAAUAA
Molecule: messenger RNA, 1114 nt
Organism: Polypterus senegalus (gray bichir)
Lineage: Eukaryota; Metazoa; Chordata; Cladistia; Polypteriformes; Polypteridae
Product: putative UDP-GlcNAc:betaGal beta-1,3-N-acetylglucosaminyltransferase LOC100288842
Exons: 2
Coding region: 17-1114 (365 amino acids)
Cellular component (GO): membrane
Molecular function (GO): hexosyltransferase activity
Source: RefSeq, a predicted model, not a curated record